GAUGGCGCGCGGAAGGCAUGGUUGGUUUUCUCCCGUUUUCCAUCUACUUUGCGAGGUUAGUAGCGAUUAUAGAUAGAUCAAACAGAAAGAACUGUAUUAUUUAUCUUUUUAAACAGUUUUAGAAGUGCUUGUGAUAAUGGUUUACUUUACAUUUGGUAAGAUCUUGACCCUCACUCUCGAGGCUCAUGUGCUUAAUGUAGCUUAUCAGGCUUAAGCACAACUCUUUCAAUAAUUCAAUCUCACCCUUCAGGGAGUUUUCAACGAUUUGAUUUUUAAAGGAAAAUCGGUGCAUUUCCAAAAUCGUAUGAGGGUUUUAUUUGCAAAUUGGCCUUUUUAAAAAGUGCAAUGGAGCAAACUGUGUAUUUGUGUGCUUAGUAGCCAAGCCUUUGCCUUGUCAGUGGGAAGCGGGGGUGUUUUUGGGAGAAGAACUGGAAGGGAGAUCUCCUUCAUUUAGAUUCUUCUCUCUCUCUGAGGGUAGCAUUUUUGGGAUGGGGUGGGGGAGGGGGUUGGGGGCUAGGAGGGUUGCAUUUGAGGGGACAACUGGAAUGAAAAAAAGCCUUUCAAUUAAAUUAUUGGAAUUGAAUUUAGGGCAUAACACUAAUGAGGCUAUUAUAAAAAUUAUUCAUUUCUAAUUAGGGAAAGGGUAAUUCAAAAAUGGUAAUGACAAAUUGGAAAUUAAAAUCAAGAUGCCCCUGAUUAAAGGGUACAGGGUAUGGACACCAAGGUAAAACAGACAUCUAGAGUUGGUCCCUGAAGAAGCAAGAUUCCUGACUGUUGAUGAAGAUGAUGAUUAUUUUUUUCAUAUCAGAUAUGUCCAGCAGAUGUGUCAAGACUUCAACAGCCAGGAUUUUGAGCUAAUUAUCUUUGGCAUUGUAAGUGCUGUAUAUUGCUAUAGCAUAUGUAUUCAAGCUCCUGAGUGAACCAGAUAAACUAAACUGCUAAUACAGCUUCUUCAAAGUAAGAUUGAGGCAUGGCUUCAUCAGAUUUUUUUGGGACAUACCUGGCCUAAUUUAACACAAAACUCAAAACUUUUUCAAAUUUGAUGUAUCUGUAAAAUGAGAGAUAUGCUAGUGAAGGAAAAAAAUAUUUUUGAGUGACUUGACUUCUUCUUUAUUUCUGUCAAUAUGUGGCAAGUUGUUUCUUGUUUACUAGUGAGAAUUAAGACAGAGAUUCAACAAAAUUUUCAGACUCAAAGGAAGAAUGAAAAACAUUUUUGGUAAUUGCUCUCCUUAGCCAAUAUUUUAUGUGUAUUUAUCUAUAUUUAAAUGAAUGUUUCUUGAGAUCUUUUCAUGCAAGACAGCUAAAAUCUCUAGGACAGUUUGAGGCCAAAGAGUACAUUUUUUUCAAAUUCAGAUUCCAAUUCAGUAUGGAAUUAAUUUUUGACUGAUAGCAUGAAGAUGGCAUCAAGUUUGUUUUUUUGACUACCUAAACAUUCAGGAUCGAAGUGACCCUGCAUAUGAUUUCAGAGACGAAGGUGAUAACAUGCUCACAACAUUCUUCCAUUUAAAAACAAAAGAAAUUGACUUUAACACACCUACAAAGGAUGCUAGAGCACAGUUUAAUGAGCCUGUGCCUUUGUCUCACAGAACAUGCUAAAAACAAUAAAGUGUGCAUCAUAGAACAAUGAAGUGUGAGCAGGCGAACAUGGAAAACUGUUAACCUCUGAUAAAAAAAGCUAGCGUGCAAGACGACACCUACUUAAGUGUGCAACUUAGUGUGCUAUAUGGCACGCAAACUUACCGGACGAGAAGUGAAAGUCAUUGUGAUACAAUCAUUUGAUGUGAAAGCCGAAGCUCUUAUCGGUAAAGAAUGGUCAGCUCCAUGAUCAGAAAAACAAAGCUGAAACGUUUUCUACAAACAAGUCAAGGAUUUAGUAAAUCAGACUCUUUGAACUGUUGGUUUAUAUUGAGCCUGACUUUUUUCCGAAAUAUCACAAACGUAUUUCUUCUAGCUUUCUUUUAGAGCACCCUCAAGUUCAAGGUUGAAAUAAUACUGAACGAAUUGCCUCGACCGCAUAACACGAGCUAACACGAUCUUCAAUCUUUCAAUCUUUUUUUAUUUCACACUAUGUAAGGCAUUUACGCAAAUGUAUGUACAUUAAGAUAGGAUCAACCAAGUAGCUGAUAAAUAAUCAUUAAACUAAAAGACAUUAAGUUCAUUUGUUUACAGUUUCUAAAGUAGCAAGAGCUUUCUUGUUGGACACCAUCAUGUUCAGAUAAUUGGCAGCAUCACAGAGAGGAAAUAAAAUCUCAAAUAAUAUCAGUGAUAGAACAUAUAAGAAAGUUUAAGAUCAGAUUUGAUUGAUUAGAAGAUAGGACUUCCAUUCUUUCUUAAACUUAUGAUGGCAGACACUUGAGGCCAAGUGGUACAGUCUCCCAGAUUUUUGGAGCAGAGAAUUUAAAGGACAUCCUACCUUAGUUGGUGGAUAUUCUUGGCCUAAGAUAAAUCAGAUUACUGACAAAUCUUGUAUUAUAAUGGUGUAUAUGCGAUGCUUGAUUCAGGACAUCAAGGAAGAUGUCAGGAAUGCUAUCAGUUUCAUUUCUCAUUCUAUGUAUAAGGCAACAUAUUUUUAAUUUAUAUACAGUAUAUUAUAUCUAAUUUAGGGAUUGUUAGGAGUUUGAAAUAGGGAGCAGUACUCUCUCUAGGAUGUGCAAUACAAAUACAAUCUAAUCUGGUUUUGCUGGCACAUCCCAAAGCAAGAAUACUGUAACUCAAAUAGGGAUAUAUUAAAAUGUAAUUAAGUUGUUUCAGUAUAUUCAGAUCUAUGAAAUAUCUUAGUUUUGAGAGGAUUUGUAAAUUUUUAGCUAAUCUAUUAUUUACAUGUUGUGUCUGUGGUUGCCAAUCAAGAUGUUUUAUAAACUAAAAUACCUUAUGUAAUCUUUCUGUUCAAUACCAGUGAUGUUUAUCUUUGGGUGGCAUCUAGAUGAUGAGACUGACAUAAUUAUAGUUGGUCUUUGCAGAAUUAAUAGCUAAUUUAUAAAUGAUUUAGAGCACAGGAGUCAUAAAUUUGUUUUUAAGCUCUUGAUUCAUUAUGGAUUCAAGUUGUUUUAAGUUCUUGCUAGAGAAGAAUAAAUUGGAAUCAUCAGCAAAGCUCCGCACUGAAAGUUUGCCAACACAGUUUAGUAAAUUGUUCACAAAAAUAAAAGGGGACCUAGAGUCAAGCCGUGGGAUUUACAGCAGGUAAUAUUUUUAUAGCUAGAUUUAGUAGAGUCAAUUUCAACAUAUUGUCUUCAAAAGGUUGAGUUUGAUCGUCCGGGUGGAUGUAGUCCUGAAUAGGACUGUUGUUGUUGAUGGUUACUGACGUUUCGACAACCUGUGCAGUAGUCAUCUUCAGAGUUAAAGUGAGUUGUAUCACGUCAGUUGAUAUUAUACUCUGGUUAUUGAUCUGAUUGGUCAAUUAUGUCGCGAUGUUAUUGGUCGUCUGUCAGUUAAGUCGUGAUGUUAUAAAGACUAGUAAUCAGUGAUUGGUACGUUUCGAUCCGUCUAUUGUCCCAGUUAAACAGUCGUCUAUUGCUAGUCAAAUUGUCAGUUCUCCAGUUGUUCUCUCGUAGUUAGUUUUGCUUGAUCUCCUCAAUAAGUGGCUUGUACAGCGCUGGUAUUGUCUUCAGUUGUGCAAACAACUUUUGAACCAAUUAUGUGGUAUACCCCGAAUUCCAUAUAGAUAGAGUUUAGAGAGCAGUAUUUUAUGAUUUACUGUGUCAAAAGCCUUUUAUAGGUAAAGAAAAAAACCACAUGUUAUUUGACCUUUAUCAGUAGCAAGCUUCAGAUUGUCAGUAAUUUCAAGAAUAGCUUGUUCAGUGGAAUAUCCUUUCCUAAAUCCAAACUGAUGUUUGUUCAAGAUUUGGUGUUAUCUAUGAAUGAAUAUAAUUGGUUAUAGACUAGACGCGCAAGCACUUUACUGAGUGGUGAGAGAGUUACUAUGGGCCGAUAGUUGCUAGAGUCUGUAGCAUCACCACCCUUAUACACCAGGCAGAUUUGUGAGACUUUUAAAAUAUCAGGAACAAUUCCAGUUUCAAUAGACUGGUUAUAGAUAUAUGUUAAAGGUAUUGACAAUGGCUGGGCAGCUAUUUUGAUUAAUUUAUUAGGAAUGUCUAAGGAUGGCUUAUGAUAAUUUAAACAUUUAAAUAGUGAACAUACUUGGUUUCAGUAACACAGGACAUAACAAAGCUAGCUUUUAAGUGGAGUCAUUCUUAUGAAUUGGGUCAGACUUCCUUCACGAUUUUCAGUUUUUUUGGCCAGGUUUUGACCCACAUUGACAAAAUGCUUAUUCAAGUGAUCAGCGAUCUCAGCCUUAUUAGUGUAGGCUCUAUUGUUAUGUUUAAUUUUCGCGAUGGGGGUUUGUCCCUUCGAAUCGCGCUUAACUAGCAUACCAUCAAUUUCCAAGAUGCCCUCAGGUUGUUUUGCCACAGGUCAAAGUGUUGUGAGAAGUAAUUCUUUUUGCAAAUGUUCUUAAGCAGAUUCAGUUUAUUAGCAUACUUUUUAUAUUCUGUCACCUUAAUUGAAUUGUUAGAAAGAAAGUGUGUUUUGUAUAAUUUAUGCUUAGUUUUACUUGAUUUGAGAAAUUAUACCAUUAGUUAUCCACCGCUUUGUACACAAUUUCUGUUUCUUUUGGGACAAUUAGACUAAAUUGCCUAAUUAGUGCAUGUUUAUCUGCAAUUGAUUGUGUUUCUUAUCUGGUAUAUUUGUAACACAGACACCUGCGGGGUUGUCAUUAAGAGCCCGGAGCCGGGGAUUUUCCCUGGCUACUAAGAGAGUGGCCCCCAGCUACUUUUACUGGAAAAUAGAAGAAAAAUAGAACCAAAAGAAAUCCCAAGCCAUUUGAUUCCCUGCCUACUUGUUGUAUUUACCUGGCAACUUGAAAUCAAGAUGGGGUUUUUGUUUUUGGGAGUAGGUAUUUCAACCAAAACAGAUUCUACGAGGGGCAUAUCCAAAGUUAUAACUUACCAUAGGAAUCAUGUUAAAGCUUUACUGACAUAAAGAGCAACCCCUCCCACCGGGGUUGGAAAAUCAGUUUUGUAGAUGUUGUAGUUAGUCAGCUGAGUCAUCUAGUCUGGUUUCAGAAAUUCCUAAUACAUCAGGCUGUUCACUUAAAAGAAUACAGCAUAUCUUCAAGCAGGCUAAUAUUUUUUGAUAAGCUACUAAUGUUUACAAGGAAGAAAUGAAGAGGAUUUUGCUCCUGUUUUACUCAGAACCUUAUUCAAACUGGGAAUAUCAUAGUAAUCAGAUUGAGAGUUAAUUGAUAUAUGAUCAGGGUCGGCAUCAUCAGAUUUGUCGGAGUUGGGUAGCAAAUUAUAUAAAUCUAAAUCUUUCAAAUUAUCUAUCUGCAAGUGACAGGAUCCAUUUAGAAUAUGAAAUUCUCUGUCAUCUAAGUCAUGAAAAGGUGAAGCUUGCAGACUAUUUUGGGGAUAAUUCAGAUUGAACAUGUAUGUGUCUAUAGGUUAAGUAUUAUUAUAGGGCACAUAAUAAUUGUAGAGAAGAAAAAAGAAUUACGAAUUACUGCUUAGCUGUAAAUCUUUAGCUAUAAAAUUAUAAUUAUUAUGAAGUCUAUCCUUUGAAGUGUUUUCAUUUUUGGUACAUAAGUGUGAAGGUACGUAUUGAUGUGCACCACAUGCGAUCGGUAGAAAGAUUGAAAUAUGAUCUUGUACAGCCACCGGGAAUCUUUUUCAAAAACUGUAAUUUUUGUGAUUGUUUCAAAAAUUACUGCUAAACGAGAAAUCUCCAAGUGGACUGUUUGUAGCAACACAGAAAACGCUAACUUCGAUUGUUGCAGACCCAUGCAAGUAAACUUUGCAUGUCAUGUAUAAUUUGAAACCUCUUGCUUUUACACACAUUGAAAUUUUUUUCUAAAUACAUACAACAGCAACCUAAGCUUUCUAAAAUCAGCUAAAAGCAAGAAGAAACAGUCAUGUUUUUAAUACUCCAGGUUUUUCUAAGACUUUUAAAUUCAUUCGAGAUCAUUAAGUUUUUAGACAAGAAACUUCAUCUGCACUACAGCGGAAUUCACAGAAGCAAAUUUCAAAUGCUUGUUUGUUUACUUUUUAUCAGAGGAAAUUUUUUUGCCUAGAGCUGGUGAUCAAAAGUUACACCUUUUCAUUGCAAAAGUGCAGAGUGAGCAGGGAAUUUUGUUGUCCGUUCUUUGGAAGUUGGGGUAGAGGCUAUCCAAUAAAAGAUUAAAUUUGUAUGAGAGUUACGUUUUUUUUAAGUACCUUUUGUUUUACUUUAGCAUGUUAAUCUUUGUCAACUUGCACACUAAGCAUGUCAUCGAUCACACUAUAUUAAAACAAAGGUUUAGGAUGCUAACUACACCGAAACAAAACAUAGUGUGUCCUUGAUUGUUUCAGUAAUUAAUUAUGCACAUAAAGUGUAUCUUUGGACACACUAAGCGUGUUGUGUCAGCGUGUUGCGAGUGUGUCAUCACCUUUCUCCCUGAAAUCAUAUGGAGGGUCACAAAUGUUAAUAUGCUCUUAAAAUUAAGUCUUUAAAUGAACUUUUUCGCAUAAAUAGCAAUUUGUCCAGGAGUAGCAGGCACAAUUUACUUUGAACAAGCUGUGCCACUUUGUUAAAUGACAAUUAUGUAAUACUAGGUUCUGGCUUAGUAUAGUUUGCUGACUGGCUGUCUCAUUGACUGACUGACUUACUGAUUCACUGAAAGACUAAAUGACUAACUAGUCCAGUUGACUGACUGAGUGACUAUUAAUGGCCGACUUAAAGUUGGGUGACCAACCAACCAACUUACUGACUUAUUGAUGGACUGGCUGACUAAUUUGCUGACUUCCUGACUGACUGGCUGGCAAGCUUGCUGACUGGCUGACUUGCCAAGUUACUGACUCAGUGACUGGCUGAAUGGCUGACUUUUUGACUGACUGACUAAUUGUCUUCAACCGACUGACUGAAUGGCUGACCUGCUAAACACCUGCCUUAUUGACUAACUGAAUAUAACUGACUGGCUGACAUGCUGAGUGAGUGACUGAUUGACUAACCAAGUGACUCAUUGAUGGACUGACAAACUCUCUGACUGUCUUGCUGACUGACUGAUCUGGAGUAGCAGACACAAUCUGCUUUGAACAAGCUGUGUCACAUUGUUAGAUAAUAAGUAUAUAAUGCUAAGUUCUGCUUUGAUUCCUACAUUUGAUUGGACUGAUAAUAAUGGCUGACUUGUUGGCUUGUUGACUGAUUUGAUGAUGUACUGGCGGACUGAUCGACUGACUUAAUAAUUAACUUACUGACUGUCUAAAUGACUGACUUACAGUUGACUGACUAAUCAACUGACUGACUUAUUGAUAAACCGGCUACUUGCUGACUGACUGACUCAUUGACUAACUGACCAACUGGUUGACUUGCUGAGUGACUGUCUCAUUAACUGACAGAAUAGCUGACCUGCUAAAUGACUGCGUUAUUGAAUAACUAAUGAUAACUGAGUGAGUGACUGAUUGACUAACUAACUGACUCAUUAGCUUACUGACAGACUGACUGACUGACCUAUUUACUGACAGACUAGCUGACUUACUGACUGGCUCAAUUACUGAAUGAGUGACUGAUGACUGACUGGCUGACUUUCUAACUUGCUGAUUGAUUGACUGAUAGUAUAGUAAAGGAUAGGACAGGAUUGUUGUAAUUCCUUUGUUACAGAAGCAACUCUCAGUCAUUGUGUUUGCUUAAUGUUCACACUACUCCAACUAAUUGGCUGACUGACUGAUUGACUGGUGGCUGACUUGCUGACUGACUUACUGACUUCUCUGCUUAUCAACUUACUGACCAACUGACUGGCUGACUGGUUCAAUUACUGACUGGCUGACUGACUGACUAUGUGGCUGAUAGACUGCUUGACUUACUGGCUAGCUCAUUGACUAAUUGACUUGACUGGGUGGCUACAUACUGAGAUUCAUGUUACGAAAAGGCAUUAAUUUUAAUUCCUUCAUGAUGUGAAUCAAGGUUACUGUGAUUGCUGAUAAAAAUGACUGAUUUUUCAUUUCAGAUCAGAUUUGUCCAGCAGAUGUGUCGAGACUUGAAGAGCCAGGAUAUUGAGCUUAUCUCCACUACUGUGAGUGCUUACAGAUUGCUUUGUAAUUCAGCUUUUAACUUAAUCAGGUAAACUGAAGUCGUGCAGCUUGUUUAAAGUAAGAUAGACGUACACUUUCAUCAGCUAUUAGUGGCCAUACCUGGCCUAAAUUCAAAACUGUUUCAAAUUUAAUGUCUCUGUAAAAUGAGAGAUACAUCUAGCAUGUCUGAAUAUAAUAAACAAGUGAAUGAAAAACACUACUUGAGUGACUUGACUUCUUCUUGAUGUUUACAUUUGGCAGCUGUUUCUUGUUUACCACUGAGAAGACAGAGAUUCAACAAAAUUUUCAAACUGGGCAUGAAAGGAAGAAUAAAACAGUUUUUUAAAAGCAUUUAUUGAAAUCAAAUGAAUGUUUGUUUUGAUCUAUUCAUGAUGGACUGCUAAAAGCUCUAAAACAGUUUGAGGCCAAAGAGUACAUUGUGUACAGACCAGUUCCAACAAGUAGCACAUGUGUAAAUGGGACUGAAAAAAUUGUUCAUUUUCAAAUUCAUUUAGAAAUUAUUUUGUAUUAUUGAGAUUAUGAUAGCAUUAAGGACCUUGGGUUUUUUCUUUCCAGCUUAAUUGUUUUAAAUAAUCAUAUGGAUGCAGUUAAAAUCAAAUCUUAAAAUUUUAAAAGUUUUUUUACAUGACAAAUGCCAAUUCAUACGUGAUCUGUUUUGAGCAAGCUGCACUACAAUGUUGGCAUAAUAAUGCCAAGUUCUUCUUUUAGUCAUUUAUCAUAGUUCUGCAAUCUACAUGAUGCCAUUUGAGUGGACUGAUUUAUUGACUGAUUGACCUUUUCUUUGAAUGAGUGGUCCUUAGCUGAUUGACCGACUGACUAAAUGAGUGACUUGCUGACUAACUAAAUGACUGUCUUGCUGAUGAGAUGACUGACUACAUGACCGAUUGAUGGACUGUCUAACUGUCUUACUAACCAACUUCCUGCAGAUUAUAUUACUGAUUAACUGACUAAAUAACUGACUGACGGACUCACUGACUUAUUUGGUGACUGACUGACUUAUUGACUGACAAAAUGGCUAACUUGUUGUUGACUGACGGACUAAUUUACUUACUGAAUGACUGACUAAAAGUUGACUGACAAACUGGAAAAUGGAUUGACUGAUUAGCUGACUUGCUUUACUGACUGACUGGAUGGCUUUCAUGCCAAUUGAGUGGCUGUCAAUUUGACUAGAUUACUGAUGGACUGGCUGAUUGACUGACUGACUGCCUAACAUGUUGACUGAUUGACUUGCUGACUGACAAACUCAUUGAUUGACUUGUUGAGUAACUGACUGACUUAUUGACCUACUGACUAGUUAACUGACUGGCUGACUGACUGACCAGGAGGGAGGAUCAAAGACCGGACCUGGGAGACGGCGGAAAUCGAGCCUACUGUCUGACAUACAAACUGAACAACAGAGUGACUGACUGAAAAGCUGACUAAUUUACUUACUAACUAAUCAGCUGACUAAAUAACUGAGCAACUCAGUAACUGGCUAACUGUCUAACUGACUGAUUGACUAACUGAGCAAAUUAGUUACUGGCUAACUGUCUAACUUACUGAAUGACUUAGUAACUGAGUUACUAGCUGAUUGCUUAACUGUUUAACUGACUGGCUGACAGAAUGGCUGACUGAAUAACUGACAGAAUGACUGACUGAUUGAACACCAUACCAAGUGUCUGACUAACUUCAAGCAAUAAACCAACUGGCUGACUGAGCUGAAAAAGCCACUGACUGGCUGACUGGCUACUCCUGACUGACAGACUGACUAACUGACUGACUGAUCAACUGACUGAGUGACUGACUGUGUAAGGAGGGGAGGGGACUGUUAUCAAGGCAGGAGUGCCGUUUGCUAGUACAGUCAAGGGGUGUGUGUUUUUAAAUUAUUAUACAGUACCGUUCAAAAGUAAGUUGACACUCGAUUCUCGAUUGUUGCGUCUCUAUUCCCGAUUCCUGCAAGACUUAUCAAACCGGAACGGCCUCUGUUUACAAACGAUUAUAAAGGGUUUUGUUUCGAGUAAUUUGCUCUCUACUCUCGAUACUCAAUUGCUGCGAGAAUCUACAAUCUUUGUUCAAGUUUUGUGCAAUCUUCUAACUUCGCUCACGUCAAAAAAAAUCUCUCUAAUCUAUAAAAUAACAAACUCUACUCAGCGUUUGAUUCUUGCGAGAAAUUCCUGAACUAUGCAGAUUAUACAGUAGCAGUUUACAUUUGCAUUCGCUCACACGGCAAGGGUGACACUUUGCGUCGAAUUCUUAAAUAUGUUCGAACGGCAUUUUGCAUCAUUUAAAUGGCAGAAGUUGUCAGUAAUUUCCCGUGGGAUGCCUGUGGCACACCACGUAAAAACGAGCAAUUGCAAAGCCCGCUAAUAGGAUUGCGGAAAAUCUCUAUCGAUUAUUUCUUCUUCCGAGCUGACCAGUGGGAUUGUACAAAAUCUUUAUCGAUUUUCAAUCAAUUUGCUUCCUCUGAACGUUUCGGAACGUGCCAGUCUGGGAACGUGCCAAAUUUGUCGCUUGUCAGUUUCCCACUCGAAUGUUAGGACGCCUUUUUAAACAGCAAAAUCCUUCGGAAUGCUGGCAAGUCACUGGAAGCGACCUAGUAGACCUAGGCCAAAUUAUUUCUUUUUAUUUUGGGUUUUUCCCAUCAUGAUUCUUUUUAGGUUAGGUCUAGCUUUUUCUUGACGUUUUAGUAGCGUCUGGUUGUAGGGACGGGAUUUCGCAUAGUUUUUUUGCUAGAGUUCAGUUUUUUCUUUUCUUAUCGAAAACACCUUGACGAUGGGAGGUUAAAUCGCGUAAAUUUCAACUCGUACCCUUGACGAUUGGCGGUGAAAUCGCGAAAAUAUUGUCCUCGUCGAUCGAUGACUCGCUUUCCACAUGAAUUGGACUUUUGGAUGGGACACGGAUCCGGACCUUAGUGAACUUAUUAUACCUCGGAAUCAUGGAUAACCGUUGGAACUUUUUUAACUUUGAGACCUUGGAAACACAUUGCAAUUUAAUUUUUAACCGGAUCAAGAGCUUCUUGGAAUAUUAACUUUCAUCUAGGAUUAAAACAUUGGAACUUUAUCAACUAUUUCUUUCCGAUUUCCUUUAUUUUGCCAAAUUCAGAUAGAACGCAACGAUGCUUACAUAGACCAAUGCAUCCCACGGGAACGACUUUUGGCGUCUUGUUAUCUGUAGAAUCCAAAAUACUUGUAAAAGGAAGCUUGUGUAAAUAAAUGUUAAAUACGCGACGGUGUGUAAACAAAGUCUCAAGGCGCUUCUCGUUGCUUUCGAAUUUUACUCGCCGAUAUUUUUUCGAUUGCCUGUUUGUGAAUGGCCAUCGGCAUUAUCGCAGUUGAUUAUCGGUGUCUACAGUCUGAGGGUGUCUUUUUUUCGCUGGUAACUUUACUUUGUAAUUUGACCUCUUGACGAGAAUUGCUGUUUUCGCGAUAUGCGAUAGCAUCUCCCUUUGAUAUUUCACCCUUUGUUUUUUAUGAGACGUGAUUUCCUACAUAAAAGUUUCGAAAAAUCCAGAAACGUCCAGGAGCUUUGAAAACAAUAUUUUGUCUCGUGCAGUACAAUCCAAUUUUGAAGUUAACAUCGCGCAAGUUUUCAUCACAGUAGUUGCAGAAAGUUCACGCAUAUCAUGUUCAAUCGCGGAGGAAAGAAGAGAGACUUACGAGAGAUUAUCUCAAAGGCCUCAAACUUAAAAGAACGCGCUAAAUUUCCUAGUAGAAUUAAAACCAUUUGUUUCACGAAAGUUUUCAAGGAUCACGAGAGCAAUUUCAGAGCAAGAGAUUAGUCAUGUUACGGACGGACGUGUAUGUUACAGCUGAUCUUUAUCAAGCGAAGCGACGUUACAAAAUAAACAUCCUGUUGCUUGUACCGCGGAGGGGAGCAGAACUCCCAUAUGAAAGGGGGGGAUGCUCGUCGUCUCUCUUAGGGGUGUAAAUUUCUGAUUUGGUCUCACUUAGGGUGUUCUGAGCAAAACGUCAUUAUAUUAAGCCGUAAAGGUCUCUUUUAGGGUUGCACGCGAAGAUAUACAUUUAAUAGUCAGUUCGUUUCAUUUACUCAAUUCGUGUAAUCAAAGUUUUCUAUAACAUGAAUAAUUAAAGAACAUUGCAACAAAAUGGUCUCUUUUAGGGGUUAAAAAAAGGUUGGUCCACCUCCAGGUUGGUCUCCUUCACGGGUUUUUCAAAAUUUCCGACCAGCAUCCCCGCCCCUUUCAUAUUUGAGUCCCCCGGGUAAAAAAUAUACCUAUUGCGUGACAUUGCGCUACAUCUCUUGCAGCGUGACGCGUCACAAAAAACAGCAAAAAUCCCGUCAGGGAGGAGCUCUGGUGGCCAUUUUUUCCCAUUUAACCUCUGGGACGGAGGUAACCGUUUAACCUCUGGUGCCGAGGUUCCCGUUUAACCUCUGGGACCGAGUUAAUAGUUCGAGCACCUCCCUGCACUUGCUGGGCCGGAGUUUGGUGACCGUCAGCAAGCUCGACAGCCCCCCCCCGGUAAGUCGCAUCCGCACGGAUUAGUCAAGCAGGCUUCAGAGAGUUGGCCAUCUCUCACCGCCCUAUAACCCCACCGGAAAUAAUCGACCUAACUUUGCCUUAGAAAAUCGACCUAUAUAUUUAGAUCGAAAACUCAUUUCGCUCCCUUAUGGUACGCUUCUUCACAGGCGCAUGCGUUUUUGGCCCCCCAAAAUUAUUUGGACUUUUCGUUGAUUCAUACACAACAUCCCCAUUCACUCAUUUGUAAAACAUGUUUUUUCUUCAAAAUCUCGGCUAGCCCAGCUUUCAACAAACUCCUGUUAAUAAUAAUAUUUAUUGAGAUGACUUUUUCAUAUAAAAUAUGGUUUUCAAAAAGGAUCUCAUAAAAUUAAAAAAAGAAAAUACAAAACACACAAUUCGCAAAGACAUUAAAAAGCUAAAAUAUGAAAAAACUAUUAAAAUGUACAAGAUAUUAACUCAAAUUCAUUGAAAUUACAAAUUUAAUAAGAUUACGUUUAAAAAUAUUCAGAUUCACGGAUUGUCUGAUUGCCUGGCUAAGGGAGUCAAAAUCCUUGAUGGCAUGAAACGCAUUUAAGUUACAAAUUUAAAAAGAUUACGUUUAAAAAUAUUAAGAUUCACGGAUUGUCUGAUUGCCUGGCUAAAGGAUUUAAAAUCCUUGAUGGCAUGAAAUGCAGUGCGUUGUUUGCCCCAAUUCCUCUUUACACUUGGAGGUCUGAGAUUCAGCUUAGUUCUGGUAUUAUAAUCAUGUUGUUCUUGCUGUCUUAUGAAGUUCAUAUCAUGCUCAACAAGUCCAUUUAAACACUUAUACACAUAACUACAUCUUCUCUGAAAAUGCCCUUUUUCUAAUGGAACCCACUUAUGAGUGGCAAGUGCAUGCAUAGCAGAUGAAUAAAGAGGUCUGUCUGAAAUUAUUUUAGCCGCCUUAGUCUGCAAGACUUGCAAACUGGUCAUUAAGGUUACAUUAUGCUUGUCUCCCCAAACAAGGUCUGCAGAAUCAAAUAAAGGCACGACAAGACUAUUAUAAAAAAGAAGGAGUGCACUAAAAGGUAAUAAAUGCUUAAUGUGAUUAAGGAGACCAAGCCUUUGAUUAGUUUUACCAGCAAUGUAUUCAACAUGAUUUGUCCAUGUAAAAUCAGGUGAUAUAACAAUUCCAAGGUAUUUGAAGUGUUGACAUUAUUUACAUUGUGGUCGAAGAUUGAUACUAUUACAGCCAUUUUUCUUUCCAAUUUCAUAUUACUUCCUACAAGCAUACAUUUGGUUUUCUCGAGAUUCAAAGUUAGCUUGUGAUUGUUUAGCCAUUUCGCUAUGGCCAACAAGUCGCGAUCUAGAUUAUCACUGAGCUCCUGGGACGAUGAGCUGUAAGAGUAAAUCACGGUGUCGUCUGCAUAGAGGGAUGCAUUACAACAAAACAUAUGCCUAUAGCUUAGACAACAAGAUCUGAUGUUCCACCGUAUCAAAAGCUUUUGUUAGGUCCAAAAACACGGCUCCACAUAGUCUACCCUGUUCCUCAUUGAGAAGGAGUGGACAGUCCCUUCUGAAAUCCAAACUGUUUUCCUGAGAGGCAUUUAUUGGCAACCAGGAAGUGGUAUAACUGUGUAUGUACAGCUUUCUCAAGAAUCUUGCUGAGUGUAGGCAGAAUAGAGAUAGGUCGGUAGUUUGAUGCAUUUGUCCUGUUCCCUGAGUUAAACAGGGCUGUAUUUUAAAACAUGUCCGCAAUUUAGGAAAUUUACCAGUUUUAAUUGAUAGAUUCAGUAACUCAGUAACAGAUAGUGCAAUUGUAUGAGCAGAGUUUUUGAGCAAACUUGCGCGAAUUUUGUCCAAGCCGAUCGCCUUGUUUGUCUUCAGAGUGAGGUGCUGCUGAAGCACAAAUCAUUCCUCUAGUUCGGCCAACUGGAACUGAGACUUUGGCAAAUCUGUUUUUGAAUUACAACUCGGCUAAGUAGUUGUUAUUUUAUCAGCGAGUCGCUUACCAAUAGAUGCAAAAAAGCUAUUCAUUGCUGAAGCAAUAGAUUUAGGUGUAGUGUGCUGAAUUUCAUCAGAAAUAAUGCACUGGACACUUUCUGAAGUAGAGUUACGAUAACAAACUUCAUUGACCUCAUUCCAAACUUUCUUCUUCGCAUUCCCUUUGGCAUCCUGAAACAAGUCACAGUAAUACUUCAUCUUGGCAGAUUUAACUAAGCAGUUGACCUUGUCUCUCAGUUUUCUAUAGGUGUUCCAGUGUUGAGAGGAGUUUGAUUUCAAUGCCUUUCGAUGAAUCCAGUCUCGUUCUUUCAUUCGUUCUCAGUGAUGCGCCACGGAACAUUCCUAAGUUCAUUGUUAAAUAAAUUAGCAUCAAAAUUCUUGUAAGAGCGAUACUCAAAUGAUCUCAGUUGGGCCUUAAUAAAAACAGCAGCUUUCAAAAUGCAAAACACCAAGUAGUGAUCACUCAGCAGAACCGGAAUAACACCAGAUUUAACAACACGAUGAUCAUUAUUGACAAAAAUUAAAUCAAUCAGUGCCCUAGAGGUGUCAGUUAUUCGAGUGGGCUCUUUUAUUAACUGAGUCAAGUCAAAAGUGCCCGAAAAAUUGAGUAGUUCGUGUUUAUCAUUUUUUGGCAAUUUCGAAUUGGACAUCAUAUUAGUGUUAAGGUUUCCUAAAAUGAUCACAUCUGAUUUUACCAGGUCAACAUUAGGCAUGCCAAAAUAAAGGUUUGGAAGUCAGUAUUUGGAUCUCUAUAAGCACAGCAAAUUAAUGUGGGUUUGCAUUUGACCCGAAUCAACUCAAUCCAUAAACAUUCCUGGCUGCCAGUGUAAAUGUCAUUCCAUAGACGAAAUGCCAAUCCUUGCCUGAUAUGAAUCGUAACACCACCAUAUCCCUCUUUCUCUCCAAUGCGGUCAUGUCUAACACACACAAACCCAGGAAGUUUAAUUUCCACAUCGCUUGUAGAACUGUCCAACCAAGUUUCAGACAAAGUACGUUGAUGGUCUUGUUGUCAAUCCCCUCGAGAUGCAAAGAGUCUGAUUUUCAAGUGAGCAAUCUUGAGACCUCGAGUGGUCUUAAUACCAUCGAAUGUCAGGUAGCCAGGAUUUGACUCAAUAUCUCCAGCCAAGGCAAUAAGAGUCAGGGCAAAGCAGGUGUGCUGAAAAAGUUUACAGAGCAUUACGCCCUUCUGAAGUCGAUCAAACUCGUACCUAUGGGUCGGUUGACUUUGGCGAAAUGAAGCUCCUGCAAUUUCAGCCCUGCAAUUGAUCUGUGAAAUGAAAAAUGUUUCUCUGUAGUCUGAUAAGGUGUUCUCCCAUGAGUAUGAAAUCCUAUGACGUUCGAAAGCCAUGUAAAUAGAGAGAAAGACACAUAAAUUUGCUGAGAGCCUGAAACUGCGGCCAGCUGCCAUCGUCAAUCAAUAGGGAGCAUUGAAUUCCUUUCAGUUUGUAUUUGAGGAAACUUUCCGACUUGAAAACAGUAGGAUGACUUAUAUUACUAGGAUGACUGGGAUAACUAGAAUGACUAGGAUUACUGGGAUGACUGAGAUGAAUUGGAUGAAUAGGAUGACUGGGACAACUGGGAUGACUACUAAGGAUGACUUAGAUGACUAGGAUGACUGGUAUGAAUAGACCCAUUGGUAAUAUUAUAUUAAAAUUCACACUUGGCUCCGAGGCUUUGGGAAAUAAAACAAAAGAAAUCAUCUUGAGGCUCAGCAAUGAAUAAUACAUUUCUUUUGUUUUAUACCCCCGAGGCUGGGGGCCAAGUAUGACCGUGAGGAAUGGGAUUACUGGGAUGACAAGAAUGACUGGUAUGAAUUGGAUGGCUAGGAUUUCUGGGAUGACUGUGAUGAAUGGGAUUACUGUGGUGACAAGGAUGACUGAGAGUUGAGCACAAUUAUGCAAAUUUAGAGCGCUUUUGCUAGUUUAAAACAAUUUGUUAAAUAAGAUAGUAGCUUCUUGGUGUAAUAAAUGACAACCAAUUUAUGGUUUUUACAACUUUCUGAUUAUGUCAUUUCAUAUACAGUCUGAAAGUGCUUUGAAAACAAUUUUUAGUGUCAUGCAAUACAAUCCGUUCGUAUAAUUUUUCAUCACAGUAGCUGCAGUCAUGUGCUAGGCAACAAGUAGUUCAUGCGUAUCAUGUUUGCGGAAAAAUUAGCAGGCCAAUUUUAUGAGAGAUUUCCUGAAACUUUAAAGAACACGGUAAAUUUCCAAGUAGAAUUAAAACCAUUGUUUCUCAAAAGUUUCCCAGGAUCAUGAACACAAUUUCAGAGCAAAAUAUUAGUCACGUUAUAGACGGACGUGUAUGUUACAGCUGAUCUUUAUCAAUUUAAGCGGCCGGAUAAGCCCAGAAUUGUUUGACGUUACAAAAUAAACAUGCUCUUGCUUGUAUGCGAGUAUGCACUGUUUGUAUGCAUUAGGAGCAGGCAUUUGAAACUUUAUUUGAGGAAACAAAGGGUGAUACAGCUGGCCUUAAAGAAACAUUCGCUUUAUAACUUGAAUUGGUCUUGUUUAGAGUAUACAGUCGCUUGCAUGAAUACAGUUGACUUCCGAUAACUCAAACCUUCAAGGGAAAUAGAAAAAAGUUCGAGUUAUCUGGAGUUCAAGUUAUCGGGAGCUCGAAGGAAAUAGCCGAGAGUAAGGUAAAAAACACUUUUCACUGCACAGUAAACAUUUUAAUCACAUUUAAUUGUAGAAAUGUCAAGUGAAAAUUAAAAGAUACUUCUAGAUUGUAAAUCAGAACGUAACAUAACAAAAGGUAGCCUAAACAGAGCAUGCCUUUUACUGUUUUGAGAAGUAAAGCUGCUUCAUGUUAGCCCGUGACCAUCAACAUUAGCCUCCACUAGUGAACUAUACUCCUACAACACAUCAAAAGGAAAUCCUAAAUUCUACGUUUCGGACGCCAGUAGAUGGCUUUUUUCCCGACUUUUUAAGGGCCCAAAACAUGGUUCAAGAUAUCGAGGGUAAAAUCAUAUAGAAAAUGACCUGAGGGGAAACGAGAAUUGGUUCCAGUUAGCGGGAUUUGAGUUACCAUGGGGUUCAAGUUACCGAGGGUAAAAUUACAGUGAAUGCAUGAUGGAAAUCCAGGGGAAAUCGAUUUUGGUUCGAGUUAGUGAGGGUUUGAGUUAUCGGGAGUCGACUGUAUAACCAUGCUGCGUUGUGUUACAGCCAUACAAAAUUAUCGAGAAAUCAGUCAUGGGUGAAUCUUUUGUUUUCCUUCUUGCAAGACUCAAUCCCCGACUUGAUUCUCGAUAGUUUGUUCUCCAUUCUCGAUUCUCUAUUUGCGCAGGAAUCGAAAAUCGUGAAUCGAAUUGAGACUCGCAAUGGACUGUCAACUUACUUUUGAACGGUACUGUAAUCAUAUGUGCUAAAUUAUUCCUACAAUGGUUGCUCACUGGUAUUCAUGAAAAUGUGAUACAGUCAAAGCUUUUGUAAUUUGGGCACUAAGGGGACAAUAGAAGGUGUCCAUAUUAACAGCUUGACUGUAUUGAGAAGGUGGAAUUUAGAGAAAGUGUAAUGGCUUUCUUUCCCCCAGGAACAAAGCAAACUCUCCAUAAUGAUAAGCUUUCUAAGUGGGCAUCUGUAAAGCAAGGUUUGAAUGUCAUGGGAAAUUGGUCUUUUCUGAAAAUAACUGAUGAGCAUUAUUGAAUAUUUUAAACUUUUGUUUCCAGAUCAGAUGCUACAGGAACACUGGACAAGGAUCUUCACAAGAGCCUCUGUUAUCUUCAGUACUGUAAGUGCUGUAUGUUUUGUGUUUUAAUCCAGCUCUUAAGCGAACCAGAUAAACAGAACUGUUUGGUUAAAAAUUUUAUUAAGCUAUACCAUGUACCUUAAAUUCUUUCAUUUGAAAAUUAUUUCACCAUCUAGUGUACCACAGUUGGGAGUUAAGAAUUUUAUCAAUCUUUAAUGACUGUUUCCAAUAAAACAGAAAAAUUAAAUAACGAAUUGUUUUGUAAAUAUCAUGCAAAAUAAAAGAGAAUAAUUCCAAAUUAAGUAAAACCCGCCUGUAAUUCCCAGUAAACCCUGUAACCACUAGUAGUACAGUAGCCCCCCUUUAACCAGCUGUAACCUCUUGUAUUCUCUUGUGACCCCCUGGGACCCCUCAUAACCCCCUGUAAUUCCUUGUUAUCCCUUAUAACCCUCCUUAAUGAAAAAGAAGAGUCAGACUGGUUUAGAAAUUGAAGAAACAAAUUAAAAAAAGAAAUUUGCCUUUAAGGGUAAUUAAUAAUGAUCUUGAUGCUCAACUGAAUAAAUGACUGACUGACUAACUGAGCAACUGAAUAACUGCCUGACUGACAGACAGAGCAACUGAGUAACUGACUGGGUGACUGGAUAACUAAGCAAUGUCAAGCAAUGUACUAACUGACUGGCUAUGUGACUGACAGACUGACAAAUCAAUUAAGUGACAAACUGACUUACUAACUGAGGAACUAGCUAAGUGACUGACUUACUUACUGACCAACUGACUGAUUGACUGACUGAUCAACUGAUUAAUUUGCUUUGCUACCCAUUUUGACUGACUGACUGAGCAACUAAGUUACAGGCUGACGGUCUCCCUGAAAGGAGGAUAUUACCAUCUUCCCAGCUUGCCUUGUGCCUUUUAUGGGGUGAUUUUUCACGGUCUGUGAGAUGAAAACAUGAAUCUUACCUAAAGUUUUGGAGAAAUUUCCGCUGCUUUAUGGAUAAGAAAUGGAGGUGAAGUAGGUCUUAGCGUAAUUUCUCAUCUUUGAUGUGGAUGACAGAAUGAUUUUGUGAUUAAUUUAUCCUGUUUUUUUUUGUAAGAUUUGACUGUGUGACCUUUCUCUCGUCAUGUGUAGCUGCUUAUCUACUGUAUACAUAGUAUUUUUGAAUAAAUAUUCAUUUCAGUGAUGAAACAAGGAGGCGAUUUAGAAUUGAGACAGAAAUCCACUCUAUCAUACUGAAAAACUUGGAAUGAACCCAGUCAACUCCUUUUGACUCCACAUUUUCCCAGACCAACCUGUAAUUCGAAGCAAUGUAACUAAAUUUCUUGGGGUGUACCUAGACAAACAUCUUACUUGGAAAUAUCACAUUAACUUUGUCUGUAAACAAAUCACUGAAUCAAUCAGUAUUUUAUCCAGGAUGUGUUUCUACUUAUCUUGUAAGACCAAACUCAUGCUGCACUACACAUUGCACUACACUCCAUGUGGUGGUCUAAUACAUAUCUAAUUUAAACAGAAUUUACUAUUUACAUAAGCGGGCUGUGCAAGCUAUUACUGCUCCUCUAUUCUCCAAGUUGGACUUUCCAGAUAUUUUCCAAGUCAUUACGCUCGAUACUGCAAAAUUUAUGUUUCGCGACCACAAUAAUCUGCUGCCUCCACUCUUCCACAAUCUGUUUAUGACAAACAGUCAAGUCGAUAGAUAUGACACCAGAACAACCAGUAAUCAUUGAGUGCAUUCCUGUUGUAAGAACACCAAGAAAUUUACAAUUCUUUGCAAAGGACCUAGAAUCUGGAACUAUCUUCCUGCAUCUUUUACAAACUUGUCAAGCUUUUCUAUAUUUAAGAACAAAGUGCUAGAGUUUUUAUUAAAAUGGUUAUUGAUCAGAAUUUGUUUAGCCCCACUUCUACGCAGCCCUUAUUUCUUAUAAUAUUGUGAUGUCGAGGUGGCCUCUCCUAUAAGCCUGGUGGUUUCUUGAAGUCUCCUCGCCUAACAACCUGCUGUAUCCUGUAAAAUUUUAUCAUCAAUGUGGAGUAUUUUUAGCGCUAUCUGUUAUGAUGAGAGACAAGCUCCCAUUGUGCACGGAGUGCAUUUGGUAAUAUUGUCGACAAGUUUCCUUUUAAAAAGCAUUAUUUUUCUUUUUCGUGCAUUCAGACAGGAGAUUACUGUAUCUGUAGUUACUGUUUUGUGGCAGUAGUGUUGAAAGUCAACAGUGUUUGAAGCUGCGAAAGGUGCAUACGUGUCGGUUUAUACACCAGCUCAGAAAUAGAUAUCUACUAGUCAUGUUAAUUACAAAUGUAUUAAAAAUCACGUAUGGAGUUUCUCACAGUCAGGUUCUUUUAUACCUUUGAUAUUCAAUGCAUAGUUUACUACAAAUUGCGUAGCCAGCAUUUGAGAAGUAUAAUUUAAUUUUUAUUUCAUUGCGGACCCCUGUAACAAGGGUUUAUCAGCUUUUAUUUAAAAGCGGUCAAACAAUCUCGAUGGAGAAUUUCAAUGGUUAACAAAAUCUUAGGCCUGAAAAGGGCAUCUGUAACUAUUUUGUGAAAUUCUAUAGUGUGAUUGAUACAGUUUAUGCAGAGUAUAUACUGGAUUAUUUCGUGUAUCUCUCUUGUGCCCUUGUGUUUUCCGUGUGGCAACACUUUCAAAUGAGUCAUACAGUGAGGUUUGGCCAUUGAUAAUAUAGUUUGAGCACAAUACAUGACAGGAAGAUGGUAAUAUAAUCCUCCUUUGUCUGCUUGUAACUGACUGACUGGCUGAUUGAAUGCCUGAUUAUAUAUUACUGACUGAGUGACUGAUUGAUUGAGCAACUUACAGUACCAAGAUACUGACUAAUCAAGCAACUGACUGACAGGCUGACUGUGCAACUGGGUACCUGACUGGCUGACAGAAUGACUGAUUGAGCAAUUAUCUGACUGACUGUGCAACUGGGUACCUGACCCACUGAUAGAAUGACUGAUUGAGCAACUGACGGACUGUGCAAUUGGGUAAAGGCUGGCUAACAGAAUGACUGAUUGAUCAACUGACUAACUGACUGACUGUGCAACUGGGUACCUGACCUGCAAAAAGAAUAACUGAUUGAGCAACUGAUUGACUGACUGACUGUGUAACUGGGUACCUGACUGGCUGACAGAAUGACUGAUUGAGCCAUUGACUGAAUGACUGGCUGACGGUAAGCAACUGACUGACUGGGACUGACUGGUGUCUGCAAAGCAGGGGUCAAUUUAAUAAAACCUUCACGAGUGUAAUUUACAAGUGUAUCCAUUGUUUUAGAGUCUGGGCAAAAUAUGGACUUUACUCCAUUCUAAUGAGCUUUAAUUUUCUGUUUUCUUGUACAGAGGUUUAUGAUAACAAGAAUUGAACCAAAAGAAAGUUAUACUAAUACAUAUGAAACAAAGAAAUGUACACAGGGAAAAACCUUAAUAAAUUAAUUAAAGGAAUUUAAAAAAUUCACACAUGACAGUAAAGAUAUAUCCAAACUGUGAAGGACAAAACAUAAAAUACAGCAAUCGUAUACAAGUGAUCCUCAAAUAAUGGUCACAAGUGUUACUCAAAAGGGUAGGAUAAGUAAAAAUUAAAUUAAGCCCAUGGAACUGCUGGUCCUAAAUCAUUGGAAACAGUCUGAAACAAUAGCUACACUUGCAAAGUUAUAUUUGUAAAAGUUCUAUAAAAUUGAUAUCAGAAGUGUUAUUUGCUACAACAGUCAAGGGGAGGAUGUUUAUAAAUAUUAUAAUCAUAUGUGGUAAAUUAUUCCAACAUGGUUGCUCACUGGUAUUCAUGAAAAUGUGAUGCUGUCAAACUUUUUUAAUAUUGACACUAAGGGUGCCAUAGAAAGUGUCCAUAUUCACAGUUUGUCUGUUGUCUGAGGAGGUUGAAUUUAGAGAAAGUUUAAAGGCUUUCUUUUCCCAGGGACCAAGCAUACUGUCUGUAAUAAUAAGCUUUCCAACAAAGUGGGUGCCUGUAAGCUAAGCAGGGUUUGAAUGUAAUGGGAAAUAGGUCUGUUCUGAUAAUCACUGACGAACUUCAUUGAGUAUUUUAAACUUUUGUUUCCAGAUCAGAUGCCACAGAAAGACUGGAGAAGGACUUUCACGAGCAAAGAGCCUCUGUUAUCUUCAGUACUGUAUGUGCUUUAUGUUUUGCUUUGUAAUCCAGCUCUUGAGUGAACCAGAUAAACAGGGUUGUUGGCCAGGUGAUUUUAAAGUUUGAUUUAGUUAAUCCAGGGGAAAGCUGUUGUAACACAACUUAUUGUACUUAAUUCUUUCAUUUCAGAGUUAUUUCACCAUCAAGUGUACCACUUUUGGGAGUAAAAGUUUAUCAAUCUUACUUUUUCCAAUAAUACAACAACAACAACAACAAUAAAAACUAAAAAAACCGUGAUAAAUAAAAUGCAAAAUAAAAGAACAAAAUUCCAAAAUAAAAUUAAAUCAAGUACAGUUGUACAGCUUGGUGAACAUUGUUUAUAUUAUGGUGAAAAUAAAAAUUUAACCCAGGAUCAUUCAAUUGAGUGUAGUUCUGAACAGCUACAGCUGUUGGUGAUUCAGUAACUGGCAUUUCAAAAGUGUAUAAAAGAAAUCAACAGGGUCGAACAAAUAUUUUAUUAUUGACUUCUGAAUAAACGAUCUUGGUACUUCAAGACCAAGCAAAUAAAAUCAUUAUAUUUGAAGGGAUGCAUUUAGCAUUUCUGUUGAACUUUGUAUGAAUUAGACAUUUUGCAUUAAAUAUUGCUUGCAAAUACAAGUUUUGUCGGCAGGAAAUCAUAAUACAAAGACAGCUCAAACUCGUUGAAAUCUGUUUGGUUUCAAGAACAAUGAUAGUUUGAUUGACUGCUAAAAUUCCAAGAGACGUGCACUUGUUGGUGAAGUACUUAUUAUCAGAAAGCCAAUGCAAAAACCGUGGACAAUUUCAGUUUUCUCCUGGAUUAGCAUUUAUCAACUUUGUUCAACUGUGUCACACAUUUGAAACAAUAGCCAAGUUCUGCUGUUAUAAUAAUAAUAAUAAUAAUAAUAACAAUAAUAAUAAUAAUAAUAAUGAUUAUUUGAAUUAUUAUUAUAAUUAUUAUCAUGUUAUUAUAGUACCUGUUAGUGUAGAUAUGCAAUCCACAUUGUACCCUCAAAUUUCUUGCCACAUUGAUCUAUUCAACUGA
Porites lobata is the source of this 23295-nucleotide messenger RNA. The record is from the annotation of a GenBank genome assembly. NCBI's taxonomy places the organism in Eukaryota, Metazoa, Cnidaria, Anthozoa, Scleractinia, Poritidae.